This is a messenger RNA of Magallana angulata, 2243 nucleotides long. RefSeq names its product galactose-3-O-sulfotransferase 2-like. Gene Ontology annotation, molecular function: galactosylceramide sulfotransferase activity. Gene Ontology annotation, cellular component: membrane. The coding region runs from base 66 to 1169 and encodes 367 amino acids. The record is from RefSeq and is a predicted model, not a curated record. Lineage: Eukaryota; Metazoa; Mollusca; Bivalvia; Ostreida; Ostreidae. Gene Ontology annotation, biological process: glycolipid biosynthetic process. The transcript has 2 exons.
GUUCACAGCAGUUUUACGGGAGAUGGGCAGGAAUAUCAAGUAGAGUGAACAGGCUGCGAGACAGUAUGAAAAGGUACAUUUUUUCCGCAAGCCUGGUGAUUGCUACUUUGCUAGUAUGGGUUAACAACAUUAAAUUAUUUGGGAAAUACGAUUCAAAUACCAACCAAAGGACCAAGGCAUUACGUGUUGCUGGCAUACCGAACAAUCAAAAACAAGUUCAUCACAUCUUUUAUCUCAAAGUUCAUAAAACCGGAAGUUCAACUGUGCAAAACGUUUUUCUGCGGUACGGAAUAGACCGGGAUUUGACGUUCGUUGUACCAAACAACAGUUUCGGAUACCGUAACGUAAUCAGUUAUACAGACACUGCAGUUCCUGGAUAUAAUAUCAUCCCUCCCCCAAAAGACAAACAUUUCGAAAUGUUGUGCUUUCAUGUUAUAUACAACAGAACUGCUCUUGAUAAAAUUUUGCCAAAUGAUACGAAAUAUGUUGCAAUUGUUCGUGAACCUUAUUUACAGUUUGAUUCUACACUUCGCUAUUUCAAACAUAUUUUUGGAGACGGUCAAAAUGUUAGUACCUUCCUAAAAAAUCUCCAUUUGUACAAGAACGAAGACGUGAGAGGGUCAUUUACAAAUAACAGAAUGGCUUUUGAGUUUGAUUUUCCUGAAUCUCUGUUUAGAGACUUUAACUCACAUAAAACUCAGGAGUAUUUAAAGAAACUAGAUGAAGAAUUUGAUGUGGUCCUCGUGAACGAAUACAUGGAAGAGUCAAUUGUUCUUUUACGAAGAAUAUUAAACUGGAAGGUCAAGGAUGUCAUAUUUUUGAUACUUAACAAAAACAACGUGUUACAAACACUCGAUAAUACCGAAUUAGAGAAAAGACAAUUGUAUCGUCAAUAUGCAAAGCUUGACUAUGCUCUGUAUGAAUUUUUCUUUGAAAGACUGUGGCGGCAAAUAAAUAUCUUUGGACAGGAUAUAUUUAGAGAAAUUUCUUAUUUCAAGUCACUGAGAAGAACCGUGGAGAACUUUUGUUUAACCGAUUCCGGUCCGUUUAUCUUUGUACAGAACUCUACGUGGAGUGAGUCGUUUCGUGUAUCCAGGAAGGACUGUGAUGACAUGCUGCGACACGAAAAUGACUAUGUAGACAUGAUAUUGCCAAGACAGUAUAAAUGAAAUAUGCAAAGGCAUAAUCAGUACAAUAUUAAUAUUUUUGAGAUAUCAACCCCUUGCAAAUAAACUACACCAAAGCAAAGGCAUCUGACAACAUUUAAGUUAUCUCGUGUUAAUAUAUACACACAUACCGCCUAUCAGAUUAGGAAGGGGUACAAUUUUAAAUUACGAGAAAAGCUGGUAACGGCAGGUGCUUGUGAUUCGUAUAGCAAGCAUGAACAUGAAUAUUGUAAAGGCAGCAAAAAUAAAAUCAAACAUACAUACAAUUGAAUAUGUAGAUACCAGUUGACUACAAUCUUUUAAUGUUUAGGAAGCCCAUAUAAAAUACACCCCAAUUAAGGUGUACAAGCAAACAUUAUCAAAACAUAGUGCAGAAUUGAGUAUGUCAACAUACUUUAGUCAAAGCAGAAGAAAACAAAUAUUCAUAAAUUGUCAGUAAUUUUUUUCAUAAAGAAUUCAUUUCAUUAAAAAUGUCAUUUUAACAGAUGUCACCUUGUGAAACUCCUGGCUUGGGUAUCAUUAUCAAUGACUUUCUUAGGUAACCAAACAGAUACUAAGCUAUUGAUAGAAAUAAAAGUACUGAAAAAUGCCGCGUUUAAUAGUAAUAUCAUUUUACUUAUUUCGAUUUUCAUCUUUACUUUGUAAUGUCACUCACAUGACACGCUUUUGGCAAUAUCUGCUUAUGUAUCAUUAUUUCUAUGCACUGAAUAAUCUUCAAUUACACACUAAUCUUAAUCUAUUUAUUCGCUUGACAGAUUCAAAGGAAAUAUGGAUUUCGAUGGUGGAAAUGCAUCUUCUCCUUGUGGCAAUUAACUAAUAAAAUGGCGUAAGCAAAAAUAUGGAUAAUCAGUUAUACAUGUAACAGCUUUUUCCUUUGCUUUAUCCGACACUUUCCUCAUUGAUCAAUAUUAGAGGAAUAAAAUUAUAAUAAAUCAUAUUUUUUCCUGGUGUGACCUUUCACAUCAAUUUUGACAGCUGUGCGGAGUGUCUCCUUUCCACUAGUCUUUGCAAACCAGUGGCUCAGUUGACUGAUAGUGCGCUUCUUACUUUUUUCUGUGUAUUGCAAUAAAAACAAUC